Callithrix jacchus (white-tufted-ear marmoset) is the source of this 9910-nucleotide messenger RNA. The record is from RefSeq and is a predicted model, not a curated record. NCBI's taxonomy places the organism in Eukaryota, Metazoa, Chordata, Mammalia, Primates, Cebidae.
UUCUCUCUGGUAACAGAGCCGAGGUCACCCUGCACUGGAGCAUGAGGCAUGAAGAGACCUUCCUCCUCAGAGGUCUGCUGCAGCCUUCCUCAGUUUGUCGUUUCUUGUUUAUAUGUUACUUAUAAUCAAUUUAUGUAGGCAUCUGUAAGUCCUUACUCCUUUUCUCUUUUUCCCAACAUCUAAUGAUACCAGCAGCUGCCAGUUAUUACUGUCUAUUACUUCCUGCUAGGUGCUUCUUAUUAAACCACUUUAUCUUCAUGGUUAUCCAUCCCCAUUGUAUGACCAAAUUACGCGGAUCAUAUUUUAAUCCGUUACAUUGAUCCACUAUAACUUGCCAAUCAAUAAUGUACUUGCUUUCUAGACACAUCUAGAAAGACUAGAGAAAUUGGCUUUUAUCUAUAUAGAAUAGGCCACUGGUGAAUUUCUUUCAGGAUAGACCAAAGCUGAUCUAGUAACAUCGUCUUUACGUACUUAGAUUCCUCCCACCAGCCGAGAAAGAACAUCAGGGCUGAAUGAACAUUGGGGGCUGAAUGGCAUGAACAUUGUGCCAUGAGAGGUGCAAUGUGGGAUGGUGCUGUGCUGACAGCUGGUGAUCCCUGCCCUACAUCUUUGAAGAGGAGCCCAGAGUGGGCCAUGGUCAACUUAUGUGUUGAAGACCUCCUUCUAUGUGUGUAUGUGCUUAUUACAGAUAUGCCACGGUGCUAAGUACCGUAGGACUAUGGGAAAAUUUAGAAUACGUGCUGUAUCCAUGAUGAGGAGGCACACAGGCCAGAGUGCCAGCUGUGGAAUCCCACAGCCUGGGUUCAAAGCCUGGCUGGGUCAUGAUCACCCGAAUGACCUGAAGGAAGUUCUCAGGCAAAUUUGUAAAAGAAAGUUCCCUGCCCGCCAGGAAGGGAAGUGGUAAGGGGCAGCAGCCAGUCAAGCCAGGGCAUGCAUUUUCUCCUGAAAUCUCUCCAGCGAGGCCAGGACCACAACGGAAAAGGAGGGCCUGGCUCUAGGCGGCACAGAGGCACUGAGGAGGCCCUAGGGGAGCCUGGCAGGAUCUGGCUAGUCCUGCACUCUGCUUCCAGCAGGGUCUGGCCCUGUAAUCCAGGGGACAAGGCCAGCCAAGACAUGGCCACUGGGUGCCAGCCAGCACCUGGGCCAGGCACCAGGUGGAAAGGGCUCUGGCAGAUCAGCCCCACAUGCCCCACAGCCCCACAGCGGGGCCCAUCCAGGGCCACACACCUGCCCCCAGGAGCAGGAGGGUACAGCUGGACGGAUGGGGAGCCCCGCUUUUUGCCCUUUGACUCCACUUGUAGGUGCCCUCACUGGGGUCCUGUGCACUGCUCCACACCCUGCUCUGUCACCAGCCCCAUUGUGAUGUCAUAACAGCCCAGCUGCCCACCCACAGACUAGUGGGUGAUUCAGGAGUACCCUCUCCAUUUCUUACUGUGAUUUUUGUCCGAGCGCAACUUGUAUGCUAUGGGAAGUUCCCUAAGCAAAUUGUGUUCCUUUAUCUGCCAGAUCUGGCAGCGGUGGCAACCACGAUGGUCUCCACUUGUCCAUGCGGACUUUUCAGCUGGCCGGCUUCACCCCGCAGCUCCUGCGCAUGUGCUUGCCCCACAAGCCCUCCAGGGUUCCCGAUUUCUCUUGUGCCCUCCGUGAGGUCUUGGGCCUUAUUUUCCAUCGAGCUCGAAUUUCACCCUGAACUCGAGCGCCCUAAUGCAGGACCUGCCUCCUCUUGCCUGGAGGCCCCCCUCAAGGAAGAAACCCGUGCUACGCCACUUCGCACGCGAGGGACCCGUGAAGAUCCCUCCUCUAAGCCUUACUUUUCCACUCCGACUGCCUUUGCUACAAGUGCCGCCCCGAUCCUGAAGACGGCGGUGAGAGCAGAGGAGCCUGAAGAACCGAUGGAGGUGGACGAUCAGGGUCUUGGAGUGCUCAGCGCACACAGCCCUGCAGGAGGCGUCCUUCCCUUUGGAAAGCCUUACCCAGCUCCAGCAGUGCUCCCUGGCCCAGUUCCUGGCUGCUCCCAUUGGCCAGACAAGGCGGCCUCUCUGGUACUGGGGAAAGACCACCAGCCCAGCUCGUGGGAGAGGACCCAGUGCAAGGAUCCUCCAGCUGUUGUGACAAGGAGCUCUUCUACACCAAGAGCCACCAGCAGCAGUUCCCGACAACCAAAAUUGUCAGCGCAACCCCAGCAGCUGCCACUGGUCCCUCCCCAGCAAUGGAGGUGGGAGAGAGAUCAGGGGCCCCCACCCGCUAAACGUGCCCGCCAAUCCCUGAAAAAAUUCACGGACAACACCCGCAGGUCAGGCAGAAUAACAUCAUCCAGGAGACUGAAAAAGAGAUGUGGCAAGAUCAAGCAGUUACGGUAAACUGCAGUGCCAGCCAGCCUGCCCCGAUGUCUCCCCAUCCCACGCCUGCCCCGAUGUCUCCCCACCUGCUCUCCCUGCCCCAGGCCACCUACGUGUCACAGAUCCCAGCUCCUCCUCCUGCCUCUGACUUGGCCCAUGUGGCUGCUGGGCCCCUCAUCCUGCCCUUCCCUUCGCUUUUGACCACACCAAGAAUUGAGUAAAAAUUGAUAUCUAUGGCUGGGUACAGUGGCUCAUGCCUGUAAUCCCAGCAUGUUGGGAGGCCCAGUCAAGUGAAUCACCUGAGGUCAGGAGUUCAAGACCAGCAGAGCAACAUGAAGAAACCGGUUGCAUCUGUACUAAAAAUACAGCCUAGGGAAUGAAAUAAAUGGAAGCUCAUAUUUAUUGCAUACUCAUUACCAGCUAGUAAUUUUCUAAGCCUUUCCCAUUUGGUAAAAUGUUUAAUUACCAGAAAAACUUGGUCUUAUCUUCCAUAUGUGUGCUCUAGGAACACAUGGCAUUCUUGACCCAUUUGAUCCAGUCCUCUCUCAAGAGUGAGAGUGAAGACAAGAAUUUGGAGCCCAAUCAUGAUUAGUAUUGAGAAAUGUUUCUCUGCCAGCUCACCUCCUCUGCAUUUAUUCUUUGGCAUCUUUUAGGGAGGUAAUGUGUAGGCUAAAGAUUUGAGGACUCAAAAUUUUGGUCAAUUUGUCUCUAUCUCAGAGAUGUUCCUACUAUGGAGAUUUAGAAAAAUCUGCGACUCUGAGGCUAUCCUAAAUUCUUUAUGUAAAAGCAUCAUUUUUAUAUGUUAUUGUGAAAGAAAGCUCUUACCUUGAUUGCCAUCUUUAGCCUCGGGUAUAAACAGAUAAAGACCUUGUGAUCAAUCUGACUUCAACUCUGAAAAAGUUGGUACCUUGGUUAGUUUCUUUUCCUUUAGUUAACACUAGAGGGAAUUAUUGAGAAUAACUUUUUCUUUUCUGAGGGUUUUCAGGAUUUAUUUGUCAGCAGAGGUUAUUUAAUGGCCAUGUCAUAGCCUCAGAAUCUAUAAUUCAUCUGUCUUGUAAAAUUUCUCUUAAAAUACUGUUAUGAUUAAUAUAUGCUGAAAAUAAAUAUACAGAUGCUCCUUGACAUAUGAUGGGGUUAUGUCCCAGUAAAAAAUUGAAAAUAUCAUUAAGUGGAAAGUGUGUUUAAUACACGUAACUGAACAUCAUGGCUUAGCUUAGAUUACCUUAAACAUGCUCAGAACACAUACCUUAGCCUGCUGUUGGGCAAAAGCAUCUAACUUGAAGCCUGUUUUAUCAUAAAGUGUUAAAUGUCUCCUAUAAUUUAUUAAAUAUUAUACUGAAAGUGAAAAACAGGUUGUAUGAGUAUUUGAAAUAUGAUUUCUACUGAACGCACGUUGCUUUUGUGCAAUCAUAAAGUGGAAAAAUUGUAAAUUGAACCAACGUAAGUUCGGAACUGUUUAUGCUUAAAUUAUUUUCUCACGGAUUCUUGCCUGAGCUUCAGUAAACAAAUUUGACAUGGAGAGUUUCAAAUGUUGUUCAGUGACAAAUCUGGAUCUCAGACAAUUUGGGAUUCAGGAGAAUAUUUUGCUAUGACAUUGGAUCAACUUGAUUAUGUAGUAAUUAACAAGAUCUGCCUCAAGUACAAACAUUUGAACACGUGAAAAUAUACACUUACCACUCACUGUUUUUAGUGGCUGGAAAGCAGUGACUGUCUUUCCUCUUGAAGGGGAACUUUGUCAUCAGAGACCAAAGAAAUGGGCCUGGUGAUUAGUCCAAAGUUAUUGUUUGGUGAUAGCUGGGUAAAAUAUCCAGGAACAGGAAUUCAUUUUUUGUACAGGACUCUGUUGGUUUCUGGUAUCAUACCGUAACAUUAAAUGCCUGCUUGUUACGCUGCAUUGACAUCAGCUAAGGCUAAGCUUCUCUCCUGCCAUCCAUCUUCUUUGCUUGCUGUCAUUUAGAGGAACAGUUUCAUCCCUUACUGGGUAGACUGAGAAACAUGUGGCCUUGGUCCUUUUUGAAUGGCAUCAUUACAGGUAUGCAGAAAUAUUUCUGAUUUCAGUAAAUAUUUAGUUGACUUCUUUCCUGGAGAUGCUAGGCCAUGAAGGUACAGCAAAGUCAACAAAAGGGUAAUGGACAAUUAUGACACAUUCAAUAGCAAUAGUAAUACUAUUUGCAACAGUGCUAAACUGGUAACAACCCAACCCAGUAGAAUAGGUAAAUUUUUAUAUAUUCAUACAAUGGUAUAAUUCAGUAACAGAAAAAUUUUAAAAAUGCAAUGGCAUGGAUAAAGCUGACAAACAUAAUAUUGGGUGAAAGGGCCCACACUCAAAAAAUAUGCACCAUAUGAUUCCAUUUAUAUAUAUUUCAAAAAACAAGCAACAUUCUGUUAGAACUUGAGAUAGUGGUUACCAUUGGAGGCUUCUGUCUGGAAGGGGACACUCUGGGGCUUCAGGGGUUCAGUAAUAAUGCUCUGUUUCUUGGUGCUUAUCUGGUGGAUGUAUUCACUUUGAACAUCCAUUGGGCUGAAUUUUCUUAUUUGUUUGUUAUGCUUCAACAAGAAGUUUUACAUUAUAAAGAAGACAGAGAAAGCAAGCAAGCAAUCAAGAAAGAAGGGUGCUAAUGAGAAGCCUAGAGCAAUGUGCCAACUUGCAAUAGCAUUUUUUGCUGACAUAUUGAAGUAUUUAUGUUUUAACAAGUGUCCUUUUUCUUAAAUGAAAUAGGUAUCCACUUCCAUUUACGUGUCAUAUGGUGGACAGUUGCUUUUGUUUUUGGCAAAUUUUUAAGAGGGAAAUUGAGUUAAUCCCAGUAGCAUAAAGCAAGAAAGAGAACGAAUUCAUUAAGGAUCCCAUCUUAUGACAUAUGUAGGUUAAUAGCAAGAAACUACUAAUUAAGACUAAUAAUAAUACUAGCCCCAUUGUCCUAUGUUUACUGGAUAAUUCUUAGUUUGUAUCUUCUUCUAUCUAAAUUGCCUUUUCUGAAUAUAAUUGCACAUGUCUUUAUUGUUUAUUUGAAAGAGAGAGAAAGAAUAUUUGCACCGAUAAAGAAUAUCAAUAUAUUCUCUUCUCAAAUGAUUAAGGAGACCUUAUUAAUCCACUAGAUUUUUUGUUGAAAAUAUGUGAAUGCAUUUUAUGCCUUCACUCACCUUUAUUUUUUUUUUCCAGGUGGACUUUUGAGGAUUUGUCUAAUGGACUUCCUUUUCUUAGAACAUUUCUAGAUUUACAGAAAAAUUAAGAAGACAGUAAAGAGGGUUCUCACAUAGUCUUGUGCACGUUCCUCUAUUAUUAACAUCUUACAUUAGUAUGGGGCAUUUGUUACAAUUAAUGAACCAAUGUUUGUGUAUUGUUCCUCACAUACACAUCUACGGUUCAUUCAGAUUCCUUCAGUUUUUACCUCGUCUUUUCUUUUUCUGCACCAGGAUCCCAUUCAGGCACCAUGUUACAUUUUGCUGUCAUAUCUCUUUAGGCUUGUCUUAGCUGUCACAGUUUUUUAGACAUUUCUUAUUUUUUGAUGACUGUGACAAUUUUGAGGAAUCCUGGUUGGAUGUUCUAGAGGAUACCCAAUGUGGGAAUUUGUCUGAUUAUUUUCUUAUGAUAAAACUAGUGCUAUAGUUAUUGGAAGGAAGAACAGGUAUGACAUCAUUUUCAUCACCUUAUAUCAAGGAUACAUGCGCCAACAUGACUCAUGAGUGUUGACGUUGACCUUGACCAACUGGCAGAAGUAGUAUUUGUCAGGUUUCUCUACUGUAAAGUUCCUUUUUUUGUCCUCUCUCCGUACUGUGAAUUGAUAGCAAACCACAAACUGAAUUACGCUCCCCUGUAUAAAAAUGAACUCACGCUAUUAUAAGCACAAAAUUUUCUUGCUUUUAAGAAGAUAGAAAUUGUAGGGGCAUAAAUGGCAAGAUCAACAAAGUCUUAAACAUCAACUUGAUGUUUCUUGUGCCAUUUCUCUAUGGGGUUAUUGAUUUUUGAGUCACUGAGGCAGAUGAUAUGAGUAAUAGAUACUAUCUGGCAUUUUGAGACUAUUUGGGUAAUUGCAUCUUAAUUCCUUUAAUCUCAUUGAAUAUGAUUUUGAAUUAUACACAAAACCUGCCUGAUGCAUAAAUCUUUUAAAAUAAUUGGUGGUACUAAUACCUCUAUGUCAUAUUAUUACAAGUUAUAAACAAAUAUGAAAAUGUGUUAUCUUUACAGUAAUACUUAUAACUUUUAUAAAUAUCAGGUGAGUUACAUUUUGAGAAGAUUUACCUGAAAAAGACAGGACAAUCCUGCUAACAUAGAGAAAACUGAUCCUGUAUGCUGUGGAAGGGAAACUUCUCUGUUACAUAUUUUUGAUGAAAUUAGAAUACUUGGGAAGAAAUUCUGAGUGUCACAAACUGCUGACAUGAAAAAUAAAAGUGAUUUUAGGUUUAUACAGAAAAACUGGUUAUAAGGUUUCUGAAGUUGAGCCAGAGGAUUUUGAGUAAAGCUUUAUGAAUCAUUGCAUUAGACAACAAAGUUUAUCACUUUUUCAUAGUAAGUUCACAGUGAUUUUCCAUUUUGUGUUUUAGUUUAUGACACAGCAGAAUUCUUGACAAUAAAUCUCUUAAUUCCUUUAGAGUAAAUAGUUCCCAUUACAUCUAGAAAUGCAUGAAAUAUAUUUACACAGUAAAACAGUUCUUUUAAAAACAAUUAUGUUUAUUUAAAAAAGGCUAGAUAAAAUUUAAUCAGGCUAUUUUAAUUGAUUCAUAACACAAUUUUAAAGAUUAAAACCAAAUAUCGAAAUACUAAAAUAGUGCUGAAGUUUUUGGUAAAUAAUAUGAUUAGCUCAAAAUGGUCUUUAUAUUAAUAACAUUAAAAACAUAUUCUUUCUGCUGACAUUGAUUAUAGCUAAGUUGGCAUUGUGAGAGUGAAACGCAGUUUAUUGAAACCUGAGAUAGUUGAGUUGCCUGGUCUAGUAAUGGAGUUAAGGUCACUUUAUUUGACGGUACUAGGUUUACUGUGUAAGUAAAGCUGGCAGAGUUACACUUGCCUUACUUGCAGCUACCACAUGUAAAUGCCUUCCAGGUGAAAGAGUGUUGGUUAAAUGAGCCCUGUCAAAUUUUUUAUUCUGGCUGCCUCCAUCUCCAUUGAAGUUGACCAAGCUUGUGGCUGGUGAUGCCCCAGGCUUCCUUGUAGCUGAAGAAAACUGAAGAAAUGAGGAUACUACACUAUAAGUAGAAGAGAAUACAGUUGCAAAGAGACAGAAACCAAGUAUACACACACACGUACACACACGUACACACAGACACAAACACACACAUUGUGAUUUCAGAUGCCAUAUCAGAGACAUUUUGUGUCUGUGUAUGUGUGAAUACUUGGUUUCUGUCUCUUUGCAACUGUUUUGAAAUAAGAUCACACAUAGCUUAUCUACUUGCCUCUUGCAUUGCAAAGCAGAUUUUAAAGUUAAGUCAUUCUUCUGACUGAGGUUCAUGAGCAUUGAUAACAUUGAGAAAUAAAAGGAAAAAAUAAUCCAGUAUUUUUACAAUUUCAAAAGCACAAAAUGAUGUAGUAGAAAGUAUUCUAGAUUUAGGAAGUCUGAUGUUUAUCUCAGAUGUUUCACUCCUAGCUGGGUGACAUUAGGAAGUCAUUCAACUCUUUAGUGUGUCAAUUUGUUCAUUUAAAGAAUAGUUUUGGAUUAGAUAAUAAAUCUGCAAUAAGUGGGUAGUAUUAUUAUGUGCCUGCCGUACAUACAGAUGAUAUACAUUGUUAUAUCGAACUGAGCAUAGAAAGUCAACACCAGAACAAAAGUAUGCCAAAUUGCAGGGUUUAUUGCCGGCAAUCAUGGAGGACUCAAGUCUCUCCAACCCGUGGCCCUGUAAAAGAGAGUGACAAGACCUUUUAUACUCGUAAAAUCACCUUGGGGGUGAGGGGAGAGGAUGGGGUGAGGGGCUUCAGACAUUCCAAGGGCCAGUGGAUUCAAAUCACCUUCUGGGCUGAGAGGAGGGUGAGGGGGUUGCAGACAUUUCGAGGGCCAGGGGACUAUUUGACAUUCUGAUUGUUAUUUAAGGGGUUCACAGAUGCUGAGAUUAACAUUCGUUUACACAUCGUUUGGGUAGGGGUGGGAUCCAUAGAUUUUUAUUUACUUGGUGCCAGGAUGGAAUUAUCUGGGGGUGCUUACUCUGGUAAACAAAGGCCAGCAAUUCUGGCAGUUACAGAUAAGGGAAGGUAUGCAGCUUUACCUCAGUUUGCAUCCUGCAAAUAAUUUGGCAGUUUACAGAAGCCAAGGUUAGCAGUCAUUGUGAGGAGAAUGGAAACAGUUUUGUUCUUUGUAAAAAUGGCAUUGUACAGGUUCUAACUCUAGGCCCGCUAUAUCACACAUUGUGAUGUUUAGUCCUCAUAAGAGUUCUAUGAGAUGGUCUUCUGCAAAUGAGUAAACUGAGGCUGAGCAGGCUGAAGUAGCUUACUCAGGAUCACCUGAUUUGAAUGGGGCUAAAUUCAGGAACAUAAAUGAAAUGUUAUUUUACUCAAACUCAAAGUUAGCAAGUUAGUUUUUAAAAUUUUGUAAUUAAUGAAAGCAUGUGCUGUGAAUUGAAUUAUGUUCUCCCAAAUAUAUGCUGAAGUCCUAACCUCCAGGACCUAUGUGAAUGUGACCUUAUUUAGAAAUACAAUUUUGGCAGAUAUGAUCAAGUUAAUAUGUAGUCACACUGAAUCAGGGUGGGUCCUAAAUCCAGUGAUUGGUGUUCUUUUAAGAAGGCAAUCAGAAGAGUCAGAGAUGCCCCUGUGAAGACAGAGGCAGAGUUUGAAAUUUUGCGUCUGCAGGCCAAGAAACCCCAAAGUUUGUCAGUAGCAAACAAACCGGGAGGAAACAGACUUUCUCCCUCUGAGCCUCCAGAAGGAACCAACCUUGCAGGCACCUUGAUUUUGGACUUCCAGUCUCCAGAACAACAAGAGAUUACAUUUCUGUUUUGUUUUGUUUUUUAAUGUUUUAAGUCAUGCUGUUGGUGAUACUUUGUUGCAGUAGCCCCAGGACCCUAAUACAAAAGGCUUAUUUUAUUUUUAUUUUUGUAUCUUUUUUUUUUGAGACGGAGUCUUGCCUUUUUGCCCAGGCUGAGUACAGUGGUGCGGUCUCUGCUCAUGGCAACCUCUGCCUCCCAGGUUCAAGUGAUUCUCCUGCCUCAGCCUCCCAAGAGCUAGGAUUACAGGUGUGUGCCAUCACGCCCAGCUAAUUUUUUUGUAGUUUUAGUAGAGACAGAGUUUCACCAUGUUGCCUAGGCUAGUCUUGAACUCCUCACCUCAAGUGAUUCUUAAUUUGUUAUUUUGGACGAAUUUUGAAAGGGCCACGUCAUUAGUGGAAUGACUGUUGUGAGAUUGCUGUUUUCCCUUUCUUCAAAUGCAUUGUUACUUUGCUGCUGGAAUUUGGGAAGAAUUCCUUCUUGUGUGUUGGUAAGCAUUCUUACAGAGUGUGAUGAUGAAGAGAAAGCAAUUUAUUCUUAAGGUUGUAGAAUAAAAGAGAAUAAACUGUCAUUCUGUUCAAAGUGCAGUGUGUACAUUUUAACAGGUAAUAUUUUUAUUCUAUUAUCUCAAAGGCUCUCAUUAAAAGUGUCAUUCUUUCACAAAA